AGGGUGUGAAGAUGUGUGCUCAGGAAACCCGCUACUGCACGGACGGCGUCCAGCGCCUCGGCACCGCUCUCGACAAGCAGCCGCCGCGCCAGCGCAGUAUCAGGGCUCUGGACGGCGUCCUGCGCUGGGUCUUCACCAAGAUGAGCGAGAAGAAGUUCGGGGAGAGAGAAUCGGCGAGGGGAGAGCCUGCUUGUCGGGACCGGCUCACUCCCGACAGCAGGAAGGGCAUCUCAGUCAUACUGGAUAUAUUCCGAAGAGCUGACAAAAAUGACGACGGCAAGCUGUCCUUGGAUGAAUUCCGGGCCUUUUUUUCCGAUGGGACCCUCAACGAAGAAGAACUGGAAAAUCUCUUUCACACGAUCGAUUUGGACAAGACCAAUCACGUGGACACCAAGGAGCUCUGCGAUUACUUUGCCUCCCACAUGGGGGAUUAUGAGGAUGUCCUGGCCUGCCUGGAGACCCUCAACCUUUCCAUUCUGAAAGCUAUGGACUACACCAAGAAGGUGUAUGAGAGUGGGACAAAGUUGGACCAGUUUGUGACCCGGUUCUUAUUGAAGGAGACAGCCAGUCAGAUCCAGUCCCUGCUGACCUCUGUGGAAAGUGCAGUGGAUGCCAUCGAUGACCAGACCACUCAGACAGGGUUCUAUGACAGCUCAGCAAGCCGGGCAGUGGUGGGAAGCUGGUACAACAAGCAGCCCCCAGCCAUCCCAGCGAACAACAGGCUGACGGCGCGGGACAAGAAACUGAAAACUGACCUAGCUGUAACAGCCAGCAGAGGAGACAGCCUCGAACUGCAGAUCAACAGACUGGCCGAAUUAAUUGGUCGCUUGGAGGAUAAGACCGUCUGGCUUGACCUGCAGCAGAAGGUGAGAGACAACGAGAACCUGACCUGCUCGCAUCUCUUACUCGUGCGCCAACACAUGACCAUUGGCCCGAAGCAGCUGGCAGAGUUUGGCAGCUCUCUGAAGCAAUAUCUGAAGGAUGUGUCGGCACAGCGAGACUGCUUCCAUGUCACAGCCGUCAGGUUACCGGACGAAGUGUCCUUCGUCGUCUAUGAGUUUUGGGAGAGCGAGCAGCAAUGGCAGAAGCAUCUUCAAAGUGAACGAUCCAAAGCUUUCCAACAUGUCAAAGUGGAUGCACUGACCCAGUCUGAGACCGUCUCAACAUUGUUUAUACCAGCUGCCUGGUGUACUCUGGAUGGGAAGUAACCGGGAUCCUCUCAGGGAAGCUGAGGGUGAGGAUCUGCUGUCUGUGACCAGGCAGGCACCGUCCCUUACCACAGUGGCAGCUCCCACACGGGUUGAGACCUUGGUUUAUUUUGUAAUGCGUUACUUCCAGGAAUAUUUGUUGACUAUUUUACGCACGUUAUUUAUUAAAGAGAAUCGGUGUAUCUGAGCUGAGUGUGUCUGACAGGCCCUGUACGGACGGGGGGAGCUCAGUAAAGGCCGAAUGGUCACAUUGGGAAAGAGCCGGGAGAUCUGGUCCCUUUGUCCUGAGCCUGUCCCAGUCCCCACCCUGCACAGGCACCUCUCUCUGCCCCACAUGGGUCUGGGUGUGGGACGGCUCGGAGCGGCUGGGUCUGGCCUGGGUGUGGGGUGGCUCAGACCUGGCUGGGUCUGGCCUGGGUGUGGGACGGCUCUGACCUUGAUACCUGCCUGUCGGUGGAGCCUGCUGCCACAUUGUGUCCUCCAUGUCCUCUGACAGAUCCCAUUCACACUUCCACCCUACCCCCGCACCUACCCACAUCGCUGCCUGUACCUCCCCUUUGUAUAUCCCCUCCCCUCAACUCCCUUGCAUAUUUUAUCCUGUUUCUCCCUCCCCCCUCUUUGCCCCCUCUGUUCCUCUGCUCCGCAUCGCCCCACCUUCCUCCUGCAGUUCUGGUUCAGCCUCUUAGUACGUUCUGCAGAGGCCCUGUUGUAAUUCCCUGUUCCAUUGCCCCCUGUAUGUUUCUUCAACAUCUCCCUCCUAUACCCGCUCCUGUACCUCUCCACCUCCCACAGGGGCAGUCACAGAUCCUCCGGAAACCCAGGAAUUCAUAGACUCAAAAGGAGCUCCCAAUUCAGAUAGACUCAGACAGAUACCCACAGACUCAGACAGAUACCCACAGACUCAGACAGACACACACAGACAUACGGAGAGCUCCACAAACAGAUGCCACAGAGACCCACAGACACACAGAGAGCUCCACAAACAGCUGCCGCAGAGACCCACACUCAGACAGACACCUACAGACACACAGAGAGCUCCACAAACAGCUGCCGCAGAGACCCACACUCAGACAGACACCUACAGACAUACGGAGAGCUCCGCAAACAGAUGCCACAGAGACCCCAUAGAUACAUUUACAGAGACAGAGACCCACAGACAGACUCCCAUGCGAUGAUGUGGAUAUAGGCAGUUCUACCCUGACCCACCCAGGCCCCCGGCUACACGCCCGGUCUCCGAAUCCAUUGGACAGCGCACUUUGUACUGCUGUUCGGGACUGAGCACAUUCUGCCCAGGGAGAGGCAGGCCAAGGAGGAGGAAGUGCACCCCAUUCCAGACUGGGGACUGUCAGACAGCCUGCCACUUCGCUUUAAGUGUUAAUUUAGCUGAGUCUGUGCAUCAUUUAGUUUAGUAGCUCAGUAAGCUGCUGUUGUUUUCCCUUAGUUACAAGUGUACAGUAAUAACUCACAGCUGUUAAGAUAUAGAGGAAGGAAUAUACAUUGAUUUUCACCAUGAGCAUGGGUGGGUUGUCAGGGAUCCUGUGUACUGCUCUUGGACGUUUGAAUUAAUUACGUACAUGACAUUAUCUAAAUAAAAUUAACGUUAAACCUG
Pristis pectinata (smalltooth sawfish) is the source of this 2817-nucleotide messenger RNA. It is a transcript of the gene necab2, whose product is annotated as N-terminal EF-hand calcium binding protein 2. The record is from RefSeq and is a predicted model, not a curated record. Gene Ontology annotation, biological process: regulation of amyloid precursor protein biosynthetic process. Gene Ontology annotation, molecular function: calcium ion binding. Lineage: Eukaryota; Metazoa; Chordata; Chondrichthyes; Rhinopristiformes; Pristidae. The transcript has 13 exons. Bases 12 to 1208 code for a protein of 398 amino acids. Gene Ontology annotation, cellular component: cytoplasm.